CCCAGCUCGGGCAAUGUUGUUUGGUUCUUCGACUCGGGUGACGACAUAAACGGCGUGGGGUUUCGUGAAAAGCAUUCAACAGAGGUAGAAGGGAAGCCUUUUGUUUGGUUGACUGCGAUGAGCCGGUGCCAGAUUUUCUCGUGAAUAGGUUUUUCCUCAUGUGAAUUACAAACGUUGACGUUGUUUUACUUCUGCUUGUGAUUCUUUUGUGGUGGUGUCGCUAUUUACCAUACUGUUCCGUGUACUGGAUGGCGAAGGGCGAUUCGUGUGCAGACGGCAGGAAGUAGGCGGCACCGUUGCCUCCCAUAAAACGGAAAAUAUUUUCUUUUCAGGAGAAGGCAGUGAGGGCUUUGCGUGACCUUCCACCCGCGCGUUCUGUCGAAUUACCACUAGCUCGUCCGUUUUUCGGAAAAUACACAGAAGCGCCCCCCCCCCUCCCCGCCCCGGAAUUCCCUUCUCUUCAGACAACUCGUAUGCAGCAUCGCUUUCCGCUUGCAGAGCUCGUGGUGCCCGUCUGCUACCUCUCAAAAGCAACCGGAAAGAUCUGGCGCCGGGUCCUCUGGGCUUUUUGAAAGAGGGAGCUGCAAACCGUAGUGUGUGUUGACUCUUCGUCGCUGCGAACUCGACCAGCGUAAGCAAUAUGAAGACGUCUUCUCGCCAUGAAGAGCAGCAACAUCGGCCCGGAUUUCGUUUCUGUCGAUUCCUAAGGGGAAUGACCCUUGCAGGAGGCGAUAGAGGAACGGGCUCGCUGUUGUUACGCUCGCUCCACCCUGGGGCUUUGACCGGCGUUGCUGCAUCCUGUGCAGAGAAGGAAGAGAAGUCUUUCCUGUCCGGUUUCCCAUCCUUUGGCUUAUUCGACAAAAACAGUUCAAAAGAUGCCGCAGCCAAAUCCAGCUCCUCCGUCUCCGCAGACGCUUCCACGCCUUCGCGGCCCGCUUCUUCAGGCGACACUGACACGAUGGAAGGCAGCAGUGAAGCCAGACCUCCGUUGUCAACCGCUGCGCUUGCACCAGGAACCUCGAUGCUCGGAUCUUCAGAAGCAGGCGAGUCGACCUCCAACCGCCUUAUCCCCUCCGAAAGCAAGGAAUUGGAUAAAACGAGGGCACCGAUUCCUGUGCCAUACGAACAGUUUUCUCGCGAAUGGAUGGCCGUGGCAGGCCAAGACAACUUCGACGGAUUCCGUCUGGAGGCUACCAAGCAGGUGAAUAAAGUGCUCACGGCGAACCACACGUUCAUGCUUGGCACUCAGUCGAAGGAGGGCGGGUGCUCUUACAGCUUCGGCCCCACGCUGGUGAUUGGAGAACCCGAUGAGGCCGCCCAGCAAGAAGGCCAGAUGCCCAACUUCUUCGGGAUGGCCCGCAUGAACUCGGACGGAUUCUUGCAGGCUCGGUUCAUCAAAGCGAUCUCAAAAACAUUUGAUAUCAAAUUCAACUCGAACUCGUCAAUCAGCGAGGACGCGAAAGACAAAUCGAUGUACGAGGUCUCCUUCGACAAAAUGGGGAGCGACUGGGCGGCAAACCUGAAACUCGCGUGGCAAGGCACUUGGAUCUUGAACGGCCUCUUCUCUCAAGUCAUCACUCCUAAGCUGCAAUUGGGAGGCGAGCUCACCUGGGUGGCUGCCACCGGCAUCUCCAUGGGAAGCGUUGGAGCUCGAUACGGAUUCAAUGAGAAUAACACUGUCACCUGCCAGAUCGGAGUUGGUCCGGACUUCAGCUCUCCAAUGGGCUUCGCGAACGAUGUGUAUUCGACGAAGGCUCAGUAUGUUCGAAAGGUUACAGAUCGCCUGUCGAUGGGGACAGAGCUCGAGUUUACCCAUCCCGAUAUGUCAUCCGCGAUGCGUGUGGGCUGGCAGUACCUUUUCCGGCAAGCGCGUGUCCAAGGCUUGGUUGACACAGCAGGUCGAGUCUCAAUGUUCGCCCAGGACUAUAACGGAUUCGGUCUGAGUGGCAUGAUCGACUACUGGCACGGCGAUUACAAGUUUGGAUUCCAGAUGAACGUGGUGCCGCCUCCGCCGCAAGCGGAACAGCCUCCUCCGAUGUAGAUAGGCUGCCCUGUCUUGAUCAUGUACUGAACAGCGAAAACACCGGGGGUUGUCGCUCAGAGUCGCACGGUUUUUGCGCUCGAUGACACUUGAGCAGAAUGCGUGAAACAUCCGCGGUUUGCGGAACACGUGCCAGCAGGGAGAAACCGAUGUAUGCUGGAACACUGGCAGUGGACUUGUGUAGAGACAAUGUGCCAUUGUUUCGGCGACAGGCCACAUGCUGUGGCAGCGAUACCCCUUUUUUGUCCUUUUGGUGCCCAUUAACUUGUCUUUCCGACUUUUACCUCGUCUCCCAUAGUCGUUCUUGCUCCGCGCUCGCGAAAAUGGUGCACCAAUAGAGCUGGCAGCUGUCUGAAGAUUGUGUGUUCGAGCAACGGAACCCGUGGGUCGCACCAGGGUGGCUAAUCUGCUGCACUAAAAGCCGAAGACAGCGUGGGUUUUCGGAGACAAGGAACAAGGGCAAGGAAGCAAAAGGGACGGGUAGCUCUGUUUUGCGACCUGGCGUGGGAGAUACUUUUCCAAUGGAGUAAAAAUCCAACCACCCUUUGCAUAAACUGACUCCGUCCGGGGGCUGUAGCCGUAUGCUGUUGCAGAGAGCCACGGCUUGAAGAGGCUGUGUCGGCGCGAAUCGAAACGUUUGUACCAUUAUCUGUUUACAGUAUAAGGCGCAUCCAAAGGCUAACUGCACUUUUGUGGGUGAAGGUCUGAAUUCGUACGGGUUCGCCUUAACAGCGCGUCGGGUUCGAGCAAGAAAAGGUCUCAAACUACUGAGAUGGAUCUUCUGGCUCUCUGCUCGCUGCGUUGAAGAUGCGAACAGAUGGCAUAUGCGAACUGCAUCUUGGACUUUGUUGUGGGUUUGUGUCACGCCUUUUCAGUGGGUGUGUAGUGUCGUGAGUCCGCCCAAGAUUUCCUGUCCGUUCUCUCACUCCUUUCUGUUAAGCUAUUUUUUCAGGAACUGUAACAGUGCCAGCUUUGAGCAACCGUGGCAAGCGCUUUUCUGACGAUGGC
Molecule: messenger RNA, 3049 nt
Organism: Toxoplasma gondii ME49
Lineage: Eukaryota; Apicomplexa; Conoidasida; Eucoccidiorida; Sarcocystidae
Product: eukaryotic porin, putative
Exons: 9
Coding region: 641-2041 (466 amino acids)
Biological process (GO): protein import into mitochondrial matrix
Cellular component (GO): mitochondrial outer membrane translocase complex; mitochondrial outer membrane
Molecular function (GO): transmembrane protein transporter activity
Source: RefSeq, a predicted model, not a curated record